Molecule: messenger RNA, 3207 nt
Organism: Triticum aestivum (bread wheat)
Lineage: Eukaryota; Viridiplantae; Streptophyta; Magnoliopsida; Poales; Poaceae
Product: disease resistance protein RGA2-like
Exons: 4
Coding region: 1-3207 (1068 amino acids)
Molecular function (GO): ADP binding
Source: RefSeq, a predicted model, not a curated record
AUGAGCUUAUCUGCUUUUGGGAUCAUUAGUGCCAUCAAUGAAUGUGUCAAUUUGUUCCAGUCAGCAAAAUCUGCGAUUUCAUCUCUGCGCUCCCGAUGGAGUGGCUCACAGGAGCAAAGUCUCCAGGAUCAUGUAUUGCAAUUACAGAGUGACCUACAACGUCUCUGUGACACCCUUCCUGCAAUGUACGACCUCAUUAAUGGAGCAGAGUGGAGAAGCCACAAACGUUGUGUGGCCAUGCUCCUUCCUAGCCUCAAGGAUGUCGUGUGUGAGGCUGAAGACCUUAUUGAUGAGUUUAGAUGGUACGAGAUGAAGGUGCAAGCGGAGGGCAAUGCAACCCGAUCUCCUUUCAUCGACUUCCUUGAUAAGGUCAUUCAUGGCAACUUCAACAAACUGAAUGAUGUCCAAGUAAGAUUGGUUCAUCUUUCGAGUCAGCUAGAGAAGAUGGGGCUUCCUGGAGUUACACAACACUUUGACAAAUUGAUCAGACCGGAGACCACCUCUUUGCCAAGUGAAACAAAAAUAUUUGGACGUGACAAGGAGCUGGAGCAUGUAUUGGGAUUUCUCAAUGUACUUACAAAUUCAAAACGCAAGAGAGCAACUAGUUCAACCAUUGCAUCAACAAGCGCAUCAACAAGCAACCAAGUUAGUGAUGAAUCGAUAAUAUUGAAUCUUCCUGUUUUGCCAAUAGUUGGAAUUGGUGGUGUUGUAAAGACUACUCUGGCCCAACUAAUUUGCAGCCAUCAAGGAGUGAAGUCUCACUUUGAGAUGAUAAUUUGGAUUUUCGUCUCAGAUGACUUUGAUGUGAAGAGGUUAACUAAAGAGGUCAUAGAAUCAUGUCUUGGAAAUCUGGCAACAACUGAUAAUUUGGAUUCUCUUCAGCGUGCUCUCUCUGAGCGUGUGAAAAAUAAAAGAUUAUUGAUAGUCCUUGAUGACAUGUGGGGUGAUGCAUUAAAGGAAAAUGGGCAGUGUUGGAAGAGAUUUUGUGCACCUUUUAGAAGUAUCCAAGAGGGAAGUGCGAUGUUGGUUACCACUAGAUGUCCAAAUGUCGCCGAGGGGGUGCGGACAAUGGAGCCCAUCAUAUUAGAAGGUCUAGACGACGGUGUCUUCUGGAAUUUCUUCAAGUCAUGUGCGUUUGGAUCCGAUGGUGGUAACAAUGAUCCUGAGUUAGAGUGCAUUGGUAGAAGAAUACUUCCUAAGUUGAAGGGUUCUCCUUUGGGCGCCAAAACACUGGGGCGCAUGUUAAGCACGGACCUUCAAGCAUCACAUUGGAAUUAUAUACUUGAAAGUGAACUGUGGGAGUUGAAACAAAAGGAGACUGACAUUUUGCCCGCCCUUCGAUUGAGCUACAUGUAUUUACCAUUCUAUUUGAAGCAGUGCUUCGCAUUUUGUGUUGUGUACCCCAAAGAUUACAUCUUUCAGAAGGAACGCUUAGCUGAAAUCUGGGUAGCAGAAGGCUUUGUGGAACCUCAAGGUCGUGUUAAAAUUCAAGAUAUUGGCUGCCAGUAUUUUGAAGACCUUCUAGCACGGUCCUUCUUUCAAAAGUUGAGUUAUCGGAUAGUAUUGGCAACUGGAAGCAUCUUCGUUACCUUGAAAUCUCUGAAGAUUCUUUUAUAUGCCAGGAAAUGCAAACUAGAAAGCUUGCCCAGUGACUUUGGUAAGUUGAUCAAGUUGCUGAAAUUUGAGUCAAACGGAUUAACAUAUUGUGCCGGGGGCCACAUGCAUUUGAAUUCAAAAGAUGGGCAGGAACAAGGAUUUAGGUUAAUAAAGAAUUUGAACCAAUUCCGGGGAAACUUGGUGAUAUCUAAUGUUGGAAUACUAAGUAAGGAUCAUGCGGCUGAAGUUGAACUGAAAAAUAAGAAAUAUCUUGAAAACUUGAAGUUGAAUAUGUGGGAUAUGCAGGCUACACAGGAUGCUUUAGGCUUCCAUAAGUUUAACAGCCAUGACAAGGAGAUAAAAGAGGUGCUUGAAGUUUUGGAGCCUCCUAUCAAACUCAAGUCUCUGUCCCUCGAUAAUUAUGACGGUGUAUCACUCCCAAGCUGGUUUCAACCACAAAACUUGCCAGCCUUAAAAUCACUUACUUUUGCUGUUUGUGUUCGACUCGAGAGCAUAUCAUCUCCCUUGAUCUCACAUAGUGUUAACUUAAAUGAGACACAUGCAGCUGGUAUUUUCAUGUCUUUGACAAACGUAACCAUUGAUGGGUGCGAAAGUAUAUCAAGCCUCGAACAUUUUCUGCAUCCAGAUUGUGUACCGGCCAUCAAGACAAUAAGAAUUGAAGAUUGCAAGAUGUUAGCAUCAGUAGCAACUGAAAAGUUUGGGGAUUUUCAUUUUCUUGAAGAACUGGACAUGCUCCGUUGUCCAAAAAUCUGCCCCCAAAGAUUGGUUUCGUCUUCCCUUAAGAAGCUCAAUUUGCGUGGUUCUGGUCUCUUUUGCAGUAUUGAAUGCUGCGCCCUCACGUACUUUUAUUUACAAUGUGAGUUUGUCACAUCUAUCCAACUGCAAAUGUGGAGUCUUCCAGCUCUACAGAUAUUGCAUAUCGAGUGCAAAUCACUUGCAUCUAUUGGAGGCUCCACAAACCUUUCCAUUUCGGCAAGCACUGGCAGCAUUGGAACAUUCUCAUCCCUAGUUGUCCUAUCAAUUCAGAGUUGUCAGAACUUUUCAACCCUUGAUGACUUCCUAACACAAGAAUAUGUACCUGCGAUUGUGAAAAUUGAGAUAUUGUGUUGUAUGGAGUUAUUGUCCCUGCCAGGUGAAAAUUUUGGUAGUUUUCCUCAUUUGAAACAUCUAGUAGUUAAUAAGUGCCCAAGACUCACCUGGCAAAGGGGGUUGGUCUUGCCAUCAACUCUCCAAAGGCUCGUCUUAACGAGCUGUGGGGAUGUAUCUCCACAUGUUCCUAGCUGCCUCGAUAACCUCACAUCCCUUGUCUCGCUGAGCAUUGGUGGCCUGAGCAUAACAUCUAUUCCAGGUGACAUUUGGCACAAUAAUCUUGCAUCACUUAAGGAAUUGGUGAUUGAGGAUUGUCCAUACCUACUUUCAUUUGGUGGAGCUAAGGCAGUUGCAAAAAUAAAGAAGGUGUUGAUACGCAAUUGUCCAAAAUUGAAAGGAGUGGAGAAGAUCUGGUGUAGAGGUCGCCUAAGGACUUCCACCAAGCAUGCUGGCGCCGUGCUCCCGCUCCCGCUCACCGUGCAGCCGUGCACCGGCUUGUGA